CCCCACCGACAGCAAAGUGCUUCUUUCCCAUUUGGCGCUUCGCGCUAGCCUGCACAGCGCGAUAAGCAGCAAUGGAUGCCGGGCUAGCAGUGCCCGUAACGUUUGAGCAGUGUUUUGGCGCUGGCAACAUUCUGCGUCCGCCGGUGCCGCUCCAUCAUGUGCACCCGGGUGACGCUGGCGACGAGGUCCUUUUCUUGAGAAGCGGCCGACAACUCCGACGGGAGCAGAUUAGCCGGCUCGCGGAAGAAAAUUGCCGGAUUGAGCACUCCUGCGGCGCGGACACGCCCGCGGCCAUCAUCGCACACGGCGUUCGGCACUCGGUGGUUCGCGCCAACAUGAACAUCAGUGGUUUCACCAGCAUAAGCCAGGAGCUCGCCGAGCACUUGGGGCUGGCUUAUCAGGUGCUGGGCGGCGGCGGCAAGGAGCCGCUGCGGGGCCGGCCCGAGCCUAUCUCGGCGCUCGUGGACCCCAUCCAAAUCCAACUCCUCAACACGGACGGCGGGCCGCUGGCCACCUUCACCGCCUACCUGGUGUUCGUGACGACCGACUCACACGUAGACCUGCAGAUCGCCGGCGACGUAGUCGGCGGCAGGAGCUGCAUCGGCGAUGGCCAGUGGUCUAUCGGCCUGCCUGGCAGCGGCGCGCUGGUGCCGCUGCCGCGCCUGCUGCCGCGCCGCUGGCGCGCCGGCGAGCCGCGGACCAUGCCCACCACCACCACCUUCUCCGUGGCUCCUGACACGUACGCGGAAGCGCUGGCGCGGGUGGCGGCGCGCGCGGGCGAUCGGGCGCGGCUGGCGGCGGCGGCGGCGGCGGACACGGCGGCGGCGGUGUGAGUGUGUGACGCGCUUCUACGUGACUCGGGACCUGGACCGCCUACGUACCACCUGAUGCGGAGGCCCUGCAUCAUCAGGAGGCGGCUGGGGCCGCGUUUCCGGUGCUGGGUGCGGGCUCAGAGGACCCGGUGGCGGCGGGUUUGCCACCGCUGCCGCCGGCGCUGCGCUCUGCUCACUGGGCAGAGGUGGCGGCGACGGACCUGCCUGCAGGCGACACCGAGUGCGUGGUGUGCGCCUGGUCGCUGACGGGGGCGGCGGACGGGCGGAGGCGGCUAGAGCAGCAGCAGCAGGUGGGGGUGGGGGUGCGGGGGAGGCGGGGCCAGGGCCGGGCGAUGUGGUGGUGCAGCUGGGCUGCAGGCACACGUUCCACGAGCUGUGUGUGAGGCAGAUGAUGAUGCAGCGCCAGUGCCGGAGCUGCCCGCUGUGCCCGCUGUGCCGGGCCGCCGUGUCCGGCUGAAAGGCGGACUGUGUGAGUGGGGCGGUAUCGGCCCUACAGAGCUGACUGGUGGGGUUGUAGAUACCAGCCCAAACUACCAAACCAGACAAAAGUGCAAAAGAGCGAGGAGAAGAACGCGGGGGGCGGGGGGAGGCCGGGGGGGGGGUGACCUGUAGCAGUGUGGCCCCGCGGCCAAACCUGCGGAGUCCGAGGGCCCGAGGGGGGUUAUGAUUGUUGGUUGCUGUUGUCUUGAGGUGGGUUCGGGAAAGCUGAGUGUGCUGUGGGCAGGCGCGUGGGAAUCCGUGGAUGGCAGGAUGGGUGUGACUGCAUGAGGAUUGAGGGGACACGCCGGAGGUCGGAGGCUGGUGUCCCAGGGUGAAAGCCCAAGCGCGUUCGAGCACCGGUACUCUAGACUCUAGAGUCCGGAGCGGCGUGGUGUGAGUUGUGGACGUUGUCCAGGUUGAGGAGUCCGGAGUUGAGAGUCCCGAGCAGCGAGUUGUGAUUUGUGAGCGUGCAAUGUGACGGUGGUAAGGCAGGUUGGUAAAGUCCCGUAGGGUGCAGCUGAUUUGUGAUUUGUGAAGGCUGUCGCGGCUGUGGCAACGCGGUGGGAGGGGGCCUGGGUGUGAGAGUGUGCGUGUGCGGGUGUGCGUGCCCGGAUGCGAGUGUGCGGGUUAGGGCCGGGUAGACGACUCAGCGGCGGCGUGUUGAUGUGCGAUGGGACAGUGGUAAGGCAGGUUGGUAAAGUCCCAGCGGCUGCGUGUUGAUGUGUCAUGUGUGCUACCGUGUGAGCCGAUGGCUGACUGACGGCUGCGUUUUGCCCAACCCAACACCCUAGCUAGCGGGGCCUGUGACAGCGGACCCAG
This is a messenger RNA of Chlamydomonas reinhardtii, 2132 nucleotides long. RefSeq lists its product as uncharacterized. Bases 336 to 833 code for a protein of 165 amino acids. The transcript is spliced from 3 exons. The record is from RefSeq and is a predicted model, not a curated record. Lineage: Eukaryota; Viridiplantae; Chlorophyta; Chlorophyceae; Chlamydomonadales; Chlamydomonadaceae.